Drosophila busckii is the source of this 537-nucleotide messenger RNA. RefSeq lists its product as uncharacterized. The transcript has a single exon. The record is from RefSeq and is a predicted model, not a curated record. Bases 66 to 443 code for a protein of 125 amino acids. Lineage: Eukaryota; Metazoa; Arthropoda; Insecta; Diptera; Drosophilidae.
CAAUGUAGCUUCAAAUUUAGAAAUUCCGAAUUUAGUAUAUUCCCAACUUCAAAUCCCAUAAAAAUAUGAAAUUAGUCAUCCAAUGGCUGGCCAGCAUGAGCGCUGGCUUCUUGCUGAGCACCAACACCAUGCGCUUCUUUAAGGUGGCCAAUGAGCAGGAGGAUGCGUACAUAGCCGCAGGCAUGGAGGCCUCGGCAGUGGAGAAACUGGAUGAGAACGAGCCAUAUAUAAUGGGAUCGGAGCAGCUCAAUUCAGCAUUGCAAUAUAUUUUCAGCAGCGAUGGCAACGAUGCGGACUAUCCACAAUUUAUGGGUUACAAUAGCGAAGCGAAUUAUGCCUUGGGCUCGGAGUCACUCAAUCGCAUGCUCGAGGAAAUGCAAACACCCAAAGAUGGAGGCGACAAUGCCAAGUUGCCGCACUUGGAGCCCGCCAUACAGCUUUAAUACAGCUAAUUUUAAUACUGGAGAGUAAUUCAUUCGUCAUAUUUGCCUAAAUAGUAAACAUUAAAGCUUGUAAAUUAAAUUUAACAACAUGUCA